AUGCUCAAACUUUCUUUGAGUGUGCGAACGCUCAGUACAACCUCACAGUUGUUGAAAGAUGGAGAUAUGGUACAAGCAAUAUUCUUGAAAAAAAUUCGUGAAUUUGCGCAGAAAGUUGCCGCGGGUCAGUUAAUGCGACCUGCUGAGGUGCAUGAAGUGCUCAGUGAUGAGUUGAACAGGGUAGCCAAUAAAUUUCACAUGGAAAACACUGAUGCUGUUAAAACAUUGCCAGCAGAAUAUGAACGCGUUACAGUAUCUAGUGCUGUUCAGAAGGUUCUUGAUGGAAAGAAUUUAGAUGAAUUAAUUUCUGCAGUGAAGAGCGAAACUGCUGCAUAUAUCGCACAGAGGAAAGCAGCUGCAGAGGAAGAAACUCGCCGAGCGAAGCUUCGCGCGGGUGAAACUGUGGAAAAUUAUCCUAGUUCUACGAAAAAUAAUUAA
Messenger RNA from Enterobius vermicularis (human pinworm), 438 nucleotides. The record is from the annotation of a GenBank genome assembly. Lineage: Eukaryota; Metazoa; Nematoda; Chromadorea; Rhabditida; Oxyuridae.